GCGUCUGCUCUGCCAGCGCUAAGUGACUGCUGGAAAAAUAAAGGCAGUGUUUCGCGACUGGGAAAUAUCAUCAGUCAUCUUUAAGGAAGAAACACACUUCAAACAAUCAAUAGUGUUAUUCUUUAAGGGCUGAAAACAGAGAGUUUUACUGCUGUUGUUGUGCGUGAACAAGACUCCACAUAUCGCAACAAUAAUCGGCUGCUGAGACUCCACAGGUUCCUCGUCUUCGCUUGUUUUCAUUUUUCUUCUUGUGAUGUCUGGAUGGAUCGGGACUGAGUGACAACAGUUGUGGAUGAAGGACUGCUGUCUCGCAUUGCGGACUUAUUUCACCGAGCGGAGGGAAUAAUGAAGUUGGUUCUUUCUAGAUAGCCCAAGUGAUGAAUGGCGAGUCAGGUGGUAACUGGAAGUCUUAAAUUCACAGAUGAGCUCGUAAAGCCCGCUGGCUUGUGCAACUCCACUGUAGUUUAAAAUCCUGCCUUCUCUUCAGAGAGUUUGGCGUGGGAGAGGGAAGUUGACCUGCGCGCUGGUCUGCCGAGGAGAGGCGCUGUCCCUGGUCCUGAAGUCACCUCCACAACUCCUGUUACCUAAACUCCUGGCCUCGUGUGAAGACAACAUAAGAGUUGCUCCAGUAAAGCAACAGUUAGAGGGAUACUGUCCACCAGCAGCUCCAGAAAGAGCUGAAUAUGGUAACACAAACCAGAACUCAUCUGCAAGCUUUGAUACUUUUGUUUUUUGUCGUCCACCUGAGCCAGCCAGUAUGUGUCGAUGUCCCAUCGGCAACAGAAGCAGUCUUGGGGAAAUCCAUUAAGUUAACCUGCAUUGCCUGCUUGAAGAGGGAGGAGGUGAAAGCAAGGACACGGGUGAACUGGUACUACAUGCCAGGAAAAGAGAAAAACAUCCCACCUAACAAAACUCAUAUAUACAAGUACGAGGAUGACAGUCCAGUUGAGUUGGAUGGACCCUUUAAGGGCCGUCUGACCUGGAAUGGGAGCCACGACUUACAAGACGUCUCCAUUCAAGUCGUCAACGUCACCUAUAACGACAGCGGUGUCUAUGAGUGUCACGUAAAUCGCGAGUUUGAGUUUGACUUCUUCACUCCCUCAGUCUCCAUCAUCAAAGACAUCGAGCUGCGGGUGAAGGAGAAAGCCAGCGAAGACACCACAGCGCUCUACUCUGAGAUCAUGAUGUAUGUGCUGCUGGUGUUCUUGACCUUCUGGCUACUGGUGGAGAUGGUCUACUGCUACAGGAAGAUUUCCAAGUCUGAUGAGCAGACGCAGGACACAGCGACAAACUACCUAGCCAUUCCCUAUGAGCAGAAAGCCACUGCAGCCGCUCCUGUUUCCCAAUAAAAGUGGUUUUCAGUGACACGGUAUUAACCAAUCAUGAUGGGACUUCAGGGUCGUGUGACAGAAAUGGCAUAGAUUCCACAGCCUUUAUCUAUGCCAUAAUGAAGGUAACAUUACCCGCAGACAGCCAUGAGAAUCCUGCCAUCCAACCUCCCCUGUGUAUGGACUGUGUCUUGUGAAGAGCCAGUCAAAAGUGUCCCAGUGCUCAGUUUUCCUCUCCCUUUUCCUUUCAUUUUUUAACCUUUGUGCCAGGCACCUAAAAACAAGUGCUUUGACAAAUACUGCAGGUUAAACAACAAAAAUGUUCUUCUUGUUAUCGGAUAAAAGCCAGCCAUGCUUCAUUUGGACCUGCCAGUGUGUGUUGAGUUCUUUGUAGUUAUUGUUCCUGCUGUGAUUUAUAACCUAUAAACAGAAAAGGUCCAAGGACUACUGCUGUAAAUGCUGUUAUGUGUAACACACACUGAUUCUGUAGUACUUGUUUAAUUUCUUGUGUUUUAAUACAAUUUUAUAUGCCAUGCUGAGAUUUUGAGUCCACGUUUUAUUUGUAUUUGCUAGUAUCUUUUUGAUGUCUUUUUAAGAAAACAUGGAUUGCAUAGGUUUUAUACUGUAUGGAUGUGUGUUUCUCUCUGUUAUGUUGUGAGCAUCAGUGAAGCCACAAUGCAAUGGAAAUAUAAUACAAAAACAGGUGAUAUUGUAUCAAGUCACUUCAUUUCAGUUGAUCUGAAUUCACCUAUAGGUCUGUCUUAUAUUCUCUGCUGUAUGAAUCUUUAAUCCAUGUUCAGCACUGAUGUCAAAGUACCUUCAGUAGGUGAAGUCUUACUGCAUACAGUUACGCUAAACUUUAUUCUUUUGCUGCGACUGUUGCUGUUGUUCUACAGUAGCAUUGCUAUUGAGACUAAACGUGUGCCUAUUUCUAUAGUACAACACUAAAAUUGUAUGUAUUUGGUGACUCAAACAUACCAUGCUGUUCUUUGUCUAUUACAGAUAUAUUUCCUGUGUGAUUGAGCUGCAUUUGAUCAAUUAAAGGCAAUGGAUUCCACAGUCUGUGUUGAAGUGCCUCUGUUAACUGAAACGUUUCUCACUGAAACUGCACAAUAAGAUUAAUUCAAAGCUACAAAGGGAAAGGGAAAAUGCAGGAUUGACUUUCAGCAG
Molecule: messenger RNA, 2498 nt
Organism: Scatophagus argus
Lineage: Eukaryota; Metazoa; Chordata; Actinopteri; Scatophagidae
Gene: scn3b
Product: sodium channel, voltage-gated, type III, beta
Exons: 6
Coding region: 684-1349 (221 amino acids)
Biological process (GO): regulation of heart rate by cardiac conduction; sodium ion transport; ventricular cardiac muscle cell action potential
Cellular component (GO): voltage-gated sodium channel complex
Molecular function (GO): sodium channel regulator activity
Source: RefSeq, a predicted model, not a curated record